Molecule: messenger RNA, 3749 nt
Organism: Oncorhynchus mykiss (rainbow trout)
Lineage: Eukaryota; Metazoa; Chordata; Actinopteri; Salmoniformes; Salmonidae
Product: calcium/calmodulin-dependent protein kinase type 1D
Biological process (GO): protein phosphorylation
Molecular function (GO): ATP binding; protein kinase activity
Source: RefSeq, a predicted model, not a curated record
GCACACUUUCGGCUACAUAGGCAUGAGAGGAGAGCGGCCUCCCCAGCCACCCACUCCUUAUUGCUAUAACAACCAAAGGCGCGGUCAAGCAGGCAGCGUGACUCAAUAGAAUAGCGUUUCAAUUCAGACGGACACCGACCGACCCCUCCAACGGGAGUUAUCUUUCUGUCAAGUAAACAUAGCCUAAACAGAAUCCAGAGAGCUAUAGUUCAUUGUUGCAAAGCGAAUGAGACAGAAUAGCGAAGGAGCUCCCCGUCUGUUACGUGAAGAUUAGACUAGUGUUAUAACCUGUAGGUAGGCUGCUACUGGUGGUAGGGCUGUAGCCUACUGGAGAGUAGGACACCUUUCGCAGCGCAGCGGUUGUAUGGAUGGGCUGAGCAAAGCAAGGUUUAAAACUAACUGGGCGACAAUCAGGAAGAAACCCUAUUCAGUCCUACUUUUUUUUUGUCGACUAGAGACGGGGCACCAUCCCCACUGAGUCAGCACGAGAAGGUGACAUUCUUUGUGAAGCGGUACCUCUAAUCUUCUCACGUCUGUCUUCCCCGGUGACGACAUGGCGAGUGAGAACGGAGAGUCUGGGGGGGGAUCUUGGAAAAAGAAUGUCGAUGAUAUCAAGAAGGUAUUCGAGUUCAAAGAAGUCCUUGGAACUGGUGCAUUCUCGGAAGUGGUAAUGGCCAGGGAGAAGACCACAGGGAAGAUGGUUGCAGUGAAGUGUAUCCCUAAGAAAGCACUGAAGGGGAAGGAGACCAGCAUCGAGAACGAAAUCGCCGUGCUAAGGAAGAUAAAACAUGAGAACAUUGUGGCUUUGGAGGACAUCUAUGAGAGCCCCAACCACCUAUACCUCAUCAUGCAGUUGGUGUCUGGGGGUGAGUUGUUUGACCGCAUCGUAGAGAAGGGCUUCUACACAGAGAUGGAUGCCAGCAGACUCAUUAAACAGGUGUUGAAUGCUGUCAACUACCUCCACGACAUGGGCAUCGUACACAGAGACCUCAAGCCAGAGAACCUUCUCUACUACAACCCCCAUGAUGAGGCUAAGAUCAUGAUCAGUGACUUUGGUCUGUCUAAGAUGGAGGGGACAGGAGACGUGAUGGCUACAGCCUGUGGAACACCAGGAUAUGUGGCCCCCGAGGUUCUGGCUCAGAAGCCCUACAGCAAAGCAGUGGACUGCUGGUCUAUCGGAGUCAUCGCUUACAUUCUGUUGUGUGGCUACCCUCCGUUUUAUGAUGAAAAUGACUCCAAGCUCUUUGAGCAGAUCCUCAAGGCCGACUAUGAGUUUGAUGCACCGUAUUGGGAUGACAUAUCUGACUCAGCCAAAGAGUUCAUCAGCUCUCUGAUGGAGAAGGAUCCAGAGAAGAGAUUCACCUGUGACCAGGCUCUAGCCCACCCCUGGAUUGCUGGGGACACGGCUCUCUGCAAGAACAUCCAUGAAUCAGUCAGUCGGCAGAUGAGGAAAAACUUUGCCAAGAGCAAAUGGAGGCAAGCGUUUAACGCCACAGCAGUGAUCCGUCAUAUGAGGCGUCUCCAGUUAGGCAGUAGUCUGGGCGGCAGCUUUGGAAGCAGUAUGAGUGUGGACCAACCAGGACAGAAUUCUAUGCCAGCCAAGAGCAUGUCUGUAGACUGUGCCUCCCUCUCACGCAAAGACGGUCCUCUACAACCUCUGUCCACUCUGCCUCCUCUGCCAUCCUCCCCUGCGGCCUGUAGCGCCCCCGUUAGCAUCGGAGUGGAACCACAUGUAGAACCAGAGGCAGUGGUGGAGGUGCCCCGGCCACGCCCCUCCACGGUCACCACCAUCCACACGGGGACUAAAUGACAUCAGGUUCCACGCGAGGUCAGCUGGGAGACCACAGAGCUUUGAGUCGGGAUUCCAUGAUUACAAUUCCGCCCCUCAGAAUUCCACAAUUCGUCUCUCUUAGUCUGCCCACCCCGCCCAUUCUCAGCUGCUGGGAUUGAGAACUUGAGGAGCUGUUCAAGGCUCCAUUUACCAUGGAUCAGCACUCACAGCAGUCCCAGUGCAGCACUCUGAUGUCCGUACCCUCCACAGGAGGUGUAUUCAGUGAUGUGAAAUAGAGAACUGACAGGAUUUCCUAUUCUAUCUAAUGUAUCUGUUCUACACCGUACGUUUCUAUCUGAACACUCUGCCUGCUAACGGGCCACAGGGCUAGUAGAGGACCACUGACUGUCUCGCUCUGUCCUCCUGACCAGAGGGUGGCCAGCGGGGUCAGUCUCCCAGUGCUUGAAUCGGGUCGGUACGGAGUAAUUUCAACCUCAAAUGUUCACCUCCUUAUUGAAUAUUCACUCUAAACAUUGUAUAAUAUCAGCCAGUAGUUUAGAAAGUAGUGCUCCCCCCCCCUCCCCCCUCCUUAAGGCGCAUUUGUUUUUGUUUUUGUUUUGAGGAAAUUAGCUGUUGUUUUGAAGUAACGUCGUUGUUGUCCUAUUAUCGCAGUUUCACCGCUAUGGAUCGCAGCUUUAAGAUCCUAUUCCAUUUCUUUCAAAUAUGGUACUGUAAAUAUGGUACUGUAAAUAUGGUACUGUAAAUAUGGUACUGUAAAAUGAAAAUGACCACCUGAAAUCUUUGUCAUAGCACUGCCAUGUUGUAAGACUAUCCACCGAGAGACAAAAAGAAGACCUGUUUGUAUGGUGGUAAAAGGAGGCCACACUAUGGGAACUCACCAGGUUUUCAUUAUUAGUCUUAAUUAUUGAGACUGCUGUAACUCGGAGACUGUGAGACUGCUGUAACUCGGAGACUGUGAGACUGCUGUAACUCGGGAGACUGUAGGACUGCUGUAACUCUGUGAGACUGAGUGUUGGGCACAGAACCCCCUCUAUGCCUUGUGUUUAACAUCGCAUAUGGAAACCAUUGAGUGGAGUUAGCGUUUCACGCAACUGAAACAGAGCAUUCAAGGCUAAAAUAGUAAUUCCAUAUUAUUCUCAAUCAUAUUUCUAAUUGUUUUAAAAGCUUGAAUGUUUCUCUGCAGUUGUUGUUACGGUUGAGUACUUCACUGUUUCAUUGUUACCAACUGUAGGAAAGAGCUGUUGUAUAUUUGCUUUGCGUUUUCUGGAUAUAGAAUGUCAGUGGAAAAAAUAUCUAUCUGCAGAGUCAUGCACCCACACACAUCUGUGAAUGAAGUGCUUUAGUAGUGUGAGAUGAUGAAAUCCGUUUUGAUAUUACUGUAGUGACGGUUCUCAUUUGAUUGUACACUUUUCCUACUGGAAAGGUAUGUAAUUGUCUUAUAUUUAAUGACAUUUGUAAGAACAGCACGUGUGUCACUAGACUUUUAUGUUGAAAUAUAUACAUGGAAACAGAUGUUAUGUUAAUAAGAUAAAGGUGUAGUCGUUGCUUGGUGGUUUAGUAUUGUAUUUUUAACGGAUCGAUUGCGAUGUAACCGUGAAGCCAUGCUUAGCAUCAGGAUACAACGUAGGAACACAACGUUGUGACCAGUUCUCAGGGAAAUUCUUUGAGGAACGUUUGAGGACAUGAAACCCCAGUUAUGUUGAUGAUGAUGAUGAAGAGGAUACAUGUAUUGACUAAAGCACACGUUGCAUAUUAUUACGUGCCCUCAGGACAGUUGGGCCCAUAAUUCAUAGCCUCGUGAGGGCAGUUUGAUAUAUCCCAUAGUUGGGGGUUUGUUUUAGAUUUGUAUAAUACAAGGCUAAGAAUGAAAGAAGGCAUAUAACUAUAACCACUGUACUGUAGUUUUAUUUAAACACUGAAAAUGACAAACUACGAAAUAAAGAUUGAAGUAAUUUGA